Messenger RNA from Vigna unguiculata (cowpea), 1968 nucleotides. RefSeq names its product putative membrane-associated kinase regulator 2. Lineage: Eukaryota; Viridiplantae; Streptophyta; Magnoliopsida; Fabales; Fabaceae. Gene Ontology annotation, cellular component: plasma membrane. The record is from RefSeq and is a predicted model, not a curated record.
UCCUCCCUCCAAACCUACUAUGUUAGUCUUUCUGACUUGUCUCACAUGGCAUGACUCACCUGCAAUCAACCAAAACAAAACCCACUCUUCACUUCUCUUCUCAUUCUCUCCCUUCCAUGGAACCCUUCAACUUCCUCAAAUACUGGAAAGGUGCUGCCAAUGCCACCCCAAACGACCCUUUCUUCGACUUGGAGUUGGCCUUGACCGACGAAGACGAUUCCCAAGACGACACCAAUGCAACUCAAAACGACGUCGACCACGACGACGACCAACAUCAUAGCCACCAAUCAGAACCAGAUUCCGACUCCGACUCCGACUCAGACUCAGAGAAAGAGUUCAACUUCACGCUUUCUCCUUCCGCUUCCUCCGACCACCCUACCAUUUCCCUCUCUCCCUCUCACCAUCUCCUCUUCAACGGAGACAUUCUUCUCAACUCCCAACCCAACUCCAAGCCUCACUUCACUGCCUCCUUCUUUAAAUCCGCCACCAAGCUCCGCGUCUUCAUGCUGGGCCUCAAGAAGCCCAAGCCCAACGCCGGCGACAAACAGCCCAACACCCACCCCAAGAAGCCGCGCCACAGAAAGCUUUUCACCGUCAACUUCAAGGUCGAAGAGGUUCCCAUCGUCUCCUUCUUCACCAGAGAUAACAGCUCCAGAGCCAAACCCUCCAACACUCAAAACGCAGAGGAAACGGAACCCUCACACUCCCAGAUUGAAGACAAGCGCUCAAUGCCCAAGUAUUUGAAGAUGGUCAAGCCUCUCUACGUCAGAGUUUCUAAAAGGUACGCCGAAAAGCUCAGGUUUUCCGACCAGGUCGACGCCACUUCGCCGGACUCUGCGCCCCCGUGCUCUACCGCGCCGGAGAAAUCUCCCACGGAGGCCGAGGGUUCUCCGACGGAGGGAGCCGCCCCCGCCAACGUGAAGGGGCAGAAACAGGGGAAUGUUCCUCUGCCUGCUGGCCUGCGCAAGCAUCUAGGCAAAGGUCGUGCGCCGCCGCCGCCGUUUGAGUCUUCGAAACGGCGUGAUGAUUCGCUGUUGCAGCAGCAUGAUUGGAUUCAGGGUGCUAUUUUGCAUUGUAAGAGGUCCUUCAAUGCUGCUUCUACUGAAUGCGAGAGUUCUGAGCAGCCACGAUCUGCGAGCGAUCCAUUGGGCGACGUAUCUGGUGAGUUAUCGGAAAAAUGUACGACCGAGAAGUGCCUUUGAGACAUGUUAUAAUGAAUAGCAGGUGGUGUUUUGGGUAGGUUGGGUCGGUUUUCGUAGUAAUUUAUGCAUGCGUAUUUAUGUAUGUAUGUAUAUUGUAAAGGUGUUGUUUCUGAGAGAGUGAAAGAGGAAUGAGAUGUUUUGAUAAAUUGAUGUGUAUGGUACCUAGCACAGGCACCCCUUUUGAAUGAACAGUGUAAUAGAAGUAGGUCUGGUGAAAAAUUAGGUUUACGUGGUGGAAAUAAUGGUUGUGUUGGAUUGGAGGUAGGAGGUUGUUCUCGGGAACCUGGGUGGAUUAAAGAAAAAGAAGAAGGAAGAAAAAUGUGGUUGAAUUAAUAAUGAUUGGUGUGUAGGUAUGAUAAAGUUAAGGGGGAGGAGGGAAAGAUGGGGACAUAAGCAGUGAAAGUGAGAUCUUGUUUUGGGUGAAGGGAAGGAAAGGUGUUGUUGACUGAGACAGAAGUGAGUAAUUAAUGUGUAACACCAAAAAUGAGAGUGAAAGGGACAAGUAAAGAGAUGAGAAGAGGGUGUGGAAGAAGAAGGAUCUUUCUUUGAUUUGAGCGUGCAUGCUAUGCUGUGGCAUGCUCCAACGUAUCUGAUGCCUUUCAGGUAUCGGAAUGGGUGAAGCUCUGUCUCUUCUGGUUUUCGGAAUCAUGUCUGCUUUGGAUUAUCUAACUCAUCAUUCAAUUUACUCCUCCCAAUCACACUCAUAAAUGCCUUUUCUAUUUUAAAUCACAAAUCUUAGCAACACUGUCUAAAAGCUAUCUUGUUA